UUGAGAACAAAAAUAUCUGGGAACAAACAACCUCAUCCUAUCCAAAAACCAGUUCCAAACAUCCUUGCAGAAAAACACAGUUGAAAAUCCAACCUUCAAAACACAAUACUCAAAUCUGAUGACAUUUUGUGGGAAUUCACAUCAGCCAUGGAUUUCAAUGCUGGAAUUUCCUCCACAUUUCAAAACCCAGAAGGACAUUGAUCAGCUCCAUGGGAGAUUGCUAACCACCGGCCUCAUUAAAAAUCCUUCCUUCACCAGAAAAUUAGUCCUCAAAUUCUUGAAUUCCCCGCAUCAUCCCGUUGUAGAAUUCGCCAAUUACGUCUUCUUCUCGCACCACGCCUUGAAGAACUCGCGUAAUAAAUCUGACCCCUUUAUUUGGAACUCAGUUAUCAAGUCGUUUUCUAAUGGGAACCACCCUGAAAAGGCUCUGAAAAUGUUUGUGUUGAUGCUUGAGAAUGGGGUUUUAGUUGAUGAGUACUCUUUUUCCUUGGUUUUGAAAGCAUCUUCGAAAAUGGGGUUGCUUGAUUCCGGGAUGCAGCUUCAUGGGCUGCUGAAGAAAUGCCAAUUUGGGUCUGAUCGAUUUCUGAAUAAUUGCUUGAUGUCCAUGUAUGCAAAAUGCGGCCAUGUUGAACGCAGUCGCGUUAUAUUUGAUUCAAUGCUUGAAAAAGACUCUGUUUCGUAUAAUUCGAUGCUUGAUGGGUAUUUAAAAUAUGGGAUGAUUGAUUUGGCGCGUGAAUUGUUUGAUAUUCUGCCUUCUGAUAUGAGGAAUUUGAUAACAUGGAACACUAUGCUUGGGGGAUAUGUGAAGUUAGAGGAUGGUUUUCAGUCAGCAUGGGAUAUGUUUGAGAGAAUGCCUGAGAGAGAUGUGGUUUCAUGGAAUAUGAUGAUUGAUUGCAGCGUAAAGAAUGGGAAAAUGAAGCUAGCUCAAGCUUUGUUUGAUGACAUGCCGGAAAGUGAUAUUGCCAGUUGGGCUAUCAUGAUUGAUGGGUACACAACAAGUGGCUGUGUGGAUGUUGCCAGGGUUUUAUUCGAUAACAUGCCGGCAAGGGAUGUGAUUUCUUGUAAUUCAAUGAUGACAGGGUAUUUAAGGAACGGGUCUCCCGUAGAAGCAUUGAAAAUAUAUCAUGAUAUGUUGAGUAACACUGAUUUACCUCCUGAUACUGCUACUAUGUUGAUUGCUCUUUCAGCAAGUGCCCAAUUGGGUAACCUGAAAGAGGGUGUUGCUUUACACAGCUAUAUCAGGGAUAACGGCUUCGUCGUGUCUGGAAAACUUGGAGUUGCUUUGAUAGAUAUGUAUGCAAAGUGCGGAAAUAUAGAGUGCGCCAUGAAGGUAUUUGAUGGCAUAAAUAUGAGAAGCAUUGAUCAUUGGAAUGCCAUGAUUGGUGGAUUGGCUAUUCAUGGCUCGGGUGAACUAGCUUUUGAUAUAUUCAUGGAGAUGGAGAAGCUCUCGAUAAAGCCAGAUGAUAUCACCUUCAUCGCCGUGCUAAAUGCUUGUGGCCAUGCUGGAUUGGUUAAGGAGGGUAUGAUCUGUUUUGAGAUUUUGAGAAGAGUUCACAAGGUGAAUCCAAAAGUGCAACACUACGGGUGCAUCAUAGAUAUUCUCAGCCGGUCUGGGCGUAUUGAAGAAGCCAGACAGUUUGUGGAGGAAAUGCCCAUUGAGCCAAAUUCUGUCAUUUUGCGUACAUUGUUAGGUGCUUGCAACAAUCAUGAAAACCUAAGGGUCGGCGAGCCAAUUGCGCAGCAUCUGAUCAGUUCAAAUUCAUGUAACUCCAGCUCCUCCUAUAUUCUUCUUUCCAAUAUGUACGCUCAAUAUGGCUUUUGGGACAGCGUCCGGAAUGUCAGGACAACAAUGAAAGAAAAAGACCUGAAGAAAUUUCCCGGAUGCAGUUCAAUUGAACUUGAGGGAAUGAUGCACGAGUUCUAUGUGGGAGAUACAUCACAUCAUCUAGUUGAGGAGAUAUAUUCAACGUUGUAUUGAUCAGCCACUGAAGCUAAAAGGUCCCUGUGUGUUUUUGAAGUCAUCAAUAACUUGGAUUCUGAUUUCAUUGGGAAAAGAUACUAGACGAGGCUCAUCAUUUGGAAUCUCCAACAAUGGCAUAUACCCAGCUCCAGUCCAGACAGCCAGGAGUUGUUUCUCGUGGAUGCAUCAUACAAGCACAAUGACCUCGCUAGGAAUCGGAGGUUAUUUUCCUCUUUUCCCUGUACAAAAUGUAAAACAGCCUGUAAAUUCAAAAGUAAUGCUAGAUAAUAACGAUAGAAUCUCCUCUGAUGGCGAUUAGUUCAUGUAUAUAUCAAAUGCUUCACAAUCAUUUCCAGAGAAGUGAAGAAAGUGUAGUUAUACUGAUUUCCUAGACGAUGUUUGAUAUUUACUUAUUUAAGCGUCUUGCAUUUUGCUAAGACGGAUGAACUCCC
This is a messenger RNA of Oldenlandia corymbosa var. corymbosa, 2412 nucleotides long. NCBI's taxonomy places the organism in Eukaryota, Viridiplantae, Streptophyta, Magnoliopsida, Gentianales, Rubiaceae. The record is from the annotation of a GenBank genome assembly.